Molecule: messenger RNA, 1008 nt
Organism: Closterium sp. Naga37s-1
Lineage: Eukaryota; Viridiplantae; Streptophyta; Zygnematophyceae; Desmidiales; Closteriaceae
Source: the annotation of a GenBank genome assembly
AUGGCUCCGAUUGUCGCCCGGGACUCCGUUCGCGUCGCCGUGCGACAACCCGUCGUCGCGCUGCUUCUUGCGCUAUCGCUUGCGGCAUCGCCAAUCAUGGUCGCUGCUGACGCGUCAGCGGCUGACGGGACACAGCAUUCACCCGCGGAAACAGCGGAAGCGGCUUCCGCAGCAGCGCAACCAGCGGACGCGGAGGGAGCAGGCGCAACCGGCGCAGCAGCGGAAUCUGCAGCGGGCUCACCAGCGGAAGCGGCGUCGGAAGCGGUAGUGGCGGCGGAUCCCGAGCCGUACUGCGAGGACCUGUCGCGCGGCCCGUUGGUGCGCGAGAUUCGAACUCUGUACCAGGACAGCUACGGCAUGGAGGGCGUGGCGGUGAUCACGCUGGGCGGCAAGGUGCAGCACGGGCUGAAACACGUGGAGGUGUUUAUGAUGACGUUCGCGCCUGGUGCUAAGACCCCCAUUCACUCGCACCCGCAGGAGGAGGUGGUGGUGUUCACGCGCGGAGAGGGCAAGGUGUGGGUGGUGGAGGAGAAGAAGACAGAACCGUCCGCCCAUGCAGUCAAGCGCAACACCACCGUCACCUUCCAACCCAAGGCCCUACACCAGAUUGUGAAUGACGGCAAGGAGGAGCUGCAGCUGAUAGCAUCGUACUCCAAGCCGCCCCACAAGAUGGCGGUGCACGCCACGUGGCAGACCCCCCGCAAGGACGCUGAGAGCGCUGGCCGGGCGACUUGGGACGCGUGCGUGAUGCGAGAGGGCGAGGGGGGUGAGGCGGUGGAGGGGGAGAGAGGGGAGGAGAGGGAGCAAGGGGGUGUGGAGACAGCUGCCAGUGGGGAGGCUGCUUCUAGUGGGGAGGCUGGUGCUGGUGCAGCAGCUGGGGGGAAUGUGGUGGGGGAAGAUGUGACAGCGAGGGCAGAGGAGGAGGAGCUGAGAAGGGACUUAGAGACGGAUGGUGGAAGAGGGGAGGAGGUAGCAGGAUCGUCACAGGAGGUGAAGGAUGAGCUGUAG